This is a messenger RNA of Mesorhabditis belari, 3822 nucleotides long. The record is from the annotation of a GenBank genome assembly. Lineage: Eukaryota; Metazoa; Nematoda; Chromadorea; Rhabditida; Rhabditidae.
AUGAUCUCCCCUCCGCAAUCCAACAAGAUUAAGCAGGGAAAGAAAAACGCAGAAGGACGUCUAGCUAUUCCCGAUGGACCGAUCAUGGCUGUUGAGAUGGCACCGCCAAAACCACCCGGACGACUUAGAAAGUUUGCCGCUGUGGUUCGAAGGCCAGGAUUUGCGAAAGAAGCGCGUGACGCCAUACAAGACGUCAUCUCCACAUCGCAAAAAUCGUCGAAUCAAUCGGAUCAAAAGAUUACGAGCAAGAAGAGUGAUACGCUAGGAAGCAAUGACUCAGUGCAAUCCAAAGACGACUUUGAGGAGGAGAAACGUUCCCUCCCUUCAAGCGGCUCAUCGGCUGUCUCCAUAUUCCGCUUCGAUAGCAUUUCUUCCACAAAGUCCUUCGCGAAGUUGAGAAAAUUCACAAGUAAUCUUGGACCACUUGGAAGUGCCAAAGAAGCUCGUGAAGCAAUUCAAAAGGCGAUCAGCAGUCCGAAUUUCAGUGAUAAGCCAACGAUUUCUUCAAUUUUUGACUACGAAAGGUUUCUAAACGACAAAGGAAUUAUCGGAAACGAUUCGCAGCCCAAUGUAGCACUUCUCCCAAAAGACGAUGUUGAGAUUGUGGUCGGCCAACUGGGACAUGUACUUGAGGCUACAAAUGCUUUUGUGUCAGCCACCUAUGAUCAAAUUAAGCUAACCGAAUUGCACAUUUCACUGGCGAAUAGUUACAGAGAUUUCGCAACAUAUCGUUCACUUUGGUUUGUUGCACUGGCAGAACUUCAUUCAGCGAGCGGUUGGCAUUCGGAGGCUGCUGUUGCGUAUGGACACGUUGUAGUCGUUAUUGCGAAGGAGCUGUUUUUGAAAGGAACGCUUGUAAGCCCAGAUUGGUCGGUGUUUGAUUCGAUUUCUUCUGCUAUUGCAAUUGAUGAAAACGUGAAAGGAUCUCUGUGGGAAGACGUGCAACCAGGAGGCUUCACUUUGGAUGAAUUGUUGGAGAAGAUUGAUCGUUGUUGUCACGAAUUGACCCUCGCGGAGCGCUUUGAAGCCAUUGGUCCACUUUAUCGAUUUAUAAUUCCAACUUUGGAAGCUAUUGGGAACUAUAAGCUGCUGAGUGCCGUGUAUUCUGAUCUGCACAAGGCUGCAAUCAAAGCGGAUGAAAGAAUUAACAAUGGCAGGCGACAUCUCGGCACCUAUUUCAAAGUCGUGUUCUUGGGAGAAAAGCAGUUUGGGAAAUCUUUGCAUCAAAGUGAGUGGAUCUAUCACGAAUCGGGCCUCACUUCUUUGGCCGAGGUUAGCCUGUCGCUCCUUGAGUAUUGUCGACAACUGUUAGGUCAUGACAACAUCAAGAUUGAACCGGAAAAAGAGUUGAAUAUCUCUACGCUUGAUCAGUCAUUUGCCUACGUUCAAAUUACUCACGUUGAGCCUUUGUGCGCGGAUAAUGAGAAACAAGAUUUUCGAACGCACACAAAUCUGCGAGAUUUCUUUUAUGAGACGCCGGUCGUUGAAAAUUGGGAUUCGAGAUGUAAAGGAGAACCACCUGUACAACACCAAGCCUUACGCAGAACGAUCGUUUCAGUUGUUGGCUCGUUUCCGAGUAAUCGACGUCGUUUGGCAGUUGAUAAAGGAAAACGUGAGCAUGUCAUCCUCACUCCUUUAGAAUUUGCGUCGCAAAAGCUCAGGACAAAGGCAUCUCAAAUCCUACGCGUUGUUGAGUCCGCUUCAUCAGGCAAACAACUGGAUUUCAAAGGAUUACAGCUACUACUACAAGGAGUCUUGAUGCCAUCGGUCAAUGCUGGCCCGCUUGCUUACGCGGACGCAUUUUCACAACCCGAUCAACUGAGACGUUAUGGCGCUAAAGGAGUUACGGAUUUGUGCGACUCUUUCAGACAGUUAACGGUGGCUUGUGAGAUGGGGCUCCAGGCUAAUGAGCGGGUGAUUGGUUCGGAUCAACGCAAAUAUCACGCGAUGUUGGUGAAAAGUGCGGAAACGAUGGUGGAGCGUUUGACGGGAGCAUUUGGAGAUAUGUUCCCUACCCCAUUCGAGUCAAAUUUGGAGUUGCCGCGAUCAAAGACGAAUAGUUUAGACAGUUUUCGUGAUAUGAAUGUGCUUUUUCCACUGUUCGCCGGCAAAAUGGGCGAGCAAAAGAACAUCAACUGGAUGUACGAAGGCGUCAAAUCCGAUGUAAACAGGGAAGACUAUCUACUCGGAAAAAGGAUUGACAAAAACUUUGAAAAGUACUCUGAUGCAGUCAUCGACGAGAAAGCUGAGGGCGUUGAGCACGUUGUGUCGAAUCGAGUAGUCUCGUCCGGCGCUAAUGUUAAUCACAAGGUUAGCCAUAUUAACACGGUGACGAUGCGCCUUGACGAUCCACUUGUCAAUCUCAAGGUCAAAGAAGAAAUGAGGCGGCGCGAAAUUUUGGAAAAUCCACUUAUGAAGCUGAAAAUGGAGAAAGCGAUUAAAGAAAUGAUGGCUGAAAAGAUGCAAAAGGAGAAGAAGAUGGAGAAAGCGAUAAAGGAGAUGAUGUUGGAAAAGAAACAAAAGAAAGCGAAGAAGCAAAAGAAAGAGCACAAACAUGAACGAAAGAAGGAGAAGAAAGAGAAGAGCAAAAAGCGACAAAGAAAUGAAUCUUCGUCUGAAGAUGACUCAGAGAGUGAAAAAGAGGCCAAGCACAGUCGUUCUCGACGUAGGAGUGAGAGACAAGAUGAUUCGGACGAUGAACGAAGAUCAAAGCCAUCAAAGCACAGUUCUCGACACCGAAAUAAAAGUCAGGAAAGUUCUGAUGCUGAACAGAUAACGAAGACAAAGAGUUCAUUAAAAAGCCACCGGAGUGCUCGCAGAGAUAGUUCUUCCGAAGAAGAUAACCGCAGGAAGCGGCGAAGGGUUAAUUCACGAAGCCCUCCGCGUAAGUUGAGAGAAUCCUCCGAGGAAAGACCGAUCAAAAGAGAACGCCGGAGACACGAUUCUUCAAGCCCUGUGCGUAAAGAAAGAAGUCUUUCGAGGGAUCGAUCUUCAAACAAGAAUAGACAAAGACAUGGUUCACGCAGUCCUGUGCGCAAAGAGCGAAGACAUGAUUCACGUAGUCCCGCUCGCAAAGAAAGAAGUGUUUCAAAGGAACGAUCUGAAAUACGGGAUCGGAGAAGGCAUGAUUCCCGUAGCCCUGUGCGUAGAGACCGGCGAAAUUCAUCAGAGGAGCGUCCUGUAAAGAAGCACCGUCAAAGACAUGACUCUGAAAGUCCGGUCAGAAGAAGUAGAAAAGAUUCUGAAGAGCGCUCUUCAAAACAGGAUACUCGUAAAAGACGUGAUUCGAGUAGUCCCGAUGAAGAUGACACGGAAGAAGAGAAGGAAUCUAUCAAGAAGGAAGUUUUCAGUGAGUCCGAUGAAGAUGAUCGUCCCAUAAAAGGUCCAGCACUCCCACCGCAGGCUUCGUCAAGUGCUGCUUACGGUUUGAUUGGAGGAAAGAAGAAAGAUGAAAGAAAAGACCAUUCUCCAAAGGGACAAGAACAGAAGUUUUUCCGGUUUACAAAAGCUCAAGAUUUUAACAAGAGACCAACUACUCGUGUCAAGUCGUCCGCUAUGACAGAAGAAGAAAAAGAAGCUCGUCUUCGUGCCAUGCAAGCAAAUGUUGACUGGCACUACAAGAAACGUGACGACAACAUUGCGGCAGCAAAAACUCGUGAUAUGGAAGAAGAGGAACGAGACAAGGAGCGAAAACCAGCUUCGUUCAUUCGUGACAUGGUCAGCAAGGCUCAAAACGAUCUAUCGAUGGAGGAUCGUCUCAAAUCCAACAAACGUAACUUGCAAAGAGGAUUUGACCAUAUGGACAAAUCUUUUACAAAACGC